AUGGACUUGAGUGCUCAGUUGCUUGGUUCCAGGGAAGUGGUGUCUCUAAGUUCAGUCAGGAGUGACACACGGCCCCUGAGGCACCCCUGGAAACCCAGCCCUCUGAUUGUUAUGCAACACAAUGCCUCAGUCCCCAACCUCUGUGGAUCUGAGGAGAGACUCCUGGCCUUUAAGAAGCCAGCCCUGCCAGCCCUAAGUUGCACCACAGAGCUCCAGGAUGAACUGAGCCACCUUCCCAGCCAGAUUGCUAAAACAGUGGCAGCUGAUGCAGCUUUGACUUCAUUGACUCCAGAUUUCUUAUCUCUAGGAAGUUCAAAUGUCUCUUGUCCCUUACCUUGUUUUGGAUCCUCAUUCCACUCUACAACUUCCUUUGUCAUUAGUGACAUCACCGAGGAGACUGAGGUAGAGGUCCCUGAGCUUCCAUCAGUCCCCCUGCUCUGUUCUGCCAGCCCAAAAUGUUGCAAACCAAAAAACAAAGCUACCUGCAGCUCAUCUGAAGAGCAUGACUGUGUCUCUCUGUCAAAAGCCAGCAGCUUUGCUGAUAUGAUGGGGAUCUUGAAAGAUUUUCACCGGAUGGAACAGAGUCAAGACCUGAACCGGAGUUUACUGAAGGAGGAAGACCCUGCUAUCCUUAUCUCUGAGGUCCUCAGGAGGAAGUUUGCAUUGAAGGAAGAGGACAUCACUAGAAAAGGAAACUGA
Molecule: messenger RNA, 699 nt
Organism: Sorex araneus (European shrew)
Lineage: Eukaryota; Metazoa; Chordata; Mammalia; Eulipotyphla; Soricidae
Product: mitochondrial fission regulator 1-like
Exons: 2
Coding region: 1-699 (232 amino acids)
Biological process (GO): aerobic respiration; mitochondrial fission
Cellular component (GO): mitochondrion
Source: RefSeq, a predicted model, not a curated record